AGACAUCCAAAACCAACUUGUAAAGAGAUUGAAGAACACGACUUACACGACAAAACGAGACAAGAAUCCAAGAGAGCACACGACGUUAAUUAGAAAAAAUGUCCAUAUUCUUCCUGUCACUCUUUCUUUUUGCCACUUCUUUGUAUGUUUCCUGCACAAACCUAACAGCUUACGAUGUUGUCCAAAAAUACAAGUUACCACGAGGAAUACUACCAGAAGGUGUCAUUGACUACGACCUAAACCACAAAACUGGCUUUUUCAAAGUCUAUUUCAACAACACGUGUCGGUUCCCAAUCGAGGGAUACAAGGUCAAGUACCAACCUAUUGUCUCUGGCUUCAUAAAAAACGGACGGAUCAGUAGGCUGAUGGGCGUAAGCGUCAAAUUGCUUUACUUCUGGCUCAGCAUCGGGGAGGUGACUAGUGACGGCCAGGAACUCGAACUCUCAGUUGGUGCUGCUUCGGAAGAAUUCUCGGUGCAUCAUUUCGACAGGAGCCCACAGUGUGGUUGUGGGUUUUAUUGUCGUGAGCUCAAAUUUUCCUUCUAAAGCUAAUGGGCCUCCAAGUUGUUAUGAAUAAAAUAAAUAAAUAACCACUUUACCUAAUAGAUUAGACUAAAACUCGAGUGGUUUGUGGUGCUAUGGAUUGGUGAAUGAAUAAAUUGCAGUACUAAAACUUUAUCCA
Messenger RNA from Raphanus sativus (radish), 681 nucleotides. RefSeq lists its product as uncharacterized. Lineage: Eukaryota; Viridiplantae; Streptophyta; Magnoliopsida; Brassicales; Brassicaceae. Bases 99 to 545 code for a protein of 148 amino acids. The record is from RefSeq and is a predicted model, not a curated record. The transcript has a single exon.